GAAAGAGGCUGGAUAUAAAGAGCAGCAGACGGCAUCAGCUUCUUCAUUCCUCUCAGCAAUGAACUUCUCUGCACAGGAAUAAAACCAGAAUAAGCGGAAUAAUGGGGGCGCAGGUUUCAGUCAAGAAUCAGACUCCUUACACCUGGCACUUUGCCACCCAGGACAGUGGGUUCAGACGCAUCAAUGCCGGCUGCACGACAUCCUAUCAGGAGGCCAGGCUAAUCCAUCGCUACAUCUACUUCAGAUAUGAGAACCACACAUGGAAUAGUUUUAGAUAUGAGUUUAACACGCAUAAAGGUGACACCUCGUUCAUCUUGAGGGAAACCUACAACCGUUCUCAGAUUCAGCUGCACUGCACCUCCGAGGGCGGCACUCACUACUGUGCCAACUACGGAAAAAUUGAAGAAGAUGAAAGACAGAGGCAGCAAGAGGAGGAGAGAAGACGUCAGGAGCGCCUGGAACAUGAGCAAAGGAUUCAGCAGGAGCUGGAGAGAGAGAGCGAAAUGUCCAGACUCAAACUUUCUCAGGCAACUGAGCGUCUCCGUGGAAAACAGAGCUUCAGGGGUCAAGAACAACACCAUGAACGCUCACAAGUUCUCCAUCAGCAAAUAGAAGAUGACGCUGCUGCGAUCGAGAGGGAUGAGGUUGCUGAUGUUGAAGAAAAAUUUACAGAGCUUUUAUUGAAGUACCAAAUCACAGAAGAGAAAGAGAUACAGCAAUACAAGAUCUGGGGCAGGAUUAAAGCACUGCAGAAUGAACUUGCCAUUAAAUAUUGUAGAGAAAACAACCUUUCAAUAUGGUCUCAGUUCACCUUUGAUAAUGCUGUGGGAUAUAAUGAUCUGUCUCUUACUGAGAAGCUCCUAGUCCUCGAGGCGUCUCUGCAGUUCAUUCUGCUCAGCAGCACCAAAGACGCUAAAGAUGGCAAAGAUAAUCCGUUUGGCUGGGAGAAGAAGUACGACUUUCUCAUGGGUUUAGUGGAGCAGCUUCAUGCCACAAGUCCAACUUUGGCUGAACACAUUUUAUUAAAUGUUCUGGACACAAUUUCAGAACUGUCAGCAGAAAGUAGAGAUAUUUUGGGUCAAAUGUUGUUCAACAGAAUUUGGACAAUGACAGAAAUAAUGCUCUUUGUUUGUAAUAGUCCAGCUUUUAAAUGUGAUCAGCUGGAUUCAGUUCUCCACACAGCACAAACCUACCACCUGGACUUCAUCCUCGUUCUAUCGGCUCUGAAGAAUGAAAACCCGCUAAUGUUUCUUCAGGAACAAAUCAAAAACGACAAGGACAAAAGCGCAGACAUGAUUGUGAAGGAACUUCAAGAAGAGAAGUGCUCAGAAAACAUCCUGGCACUGUUGAAGGAUGUGCUUAGACACAUGGAGUCAGAACUCCCAAAAUAUUACUUGGAGGAUCUUACCAAGGAAGGAAUCAAGGAUUUGAAAAAGAAGAUCACAUCUCUUAAUCUUGCAAACCCAGACAUCAAUGUUCUGAAAGAAGUAUUAAUUGGAAUGUCUAUAGCGGUGCAAGAUUGCUCAACAAUCAUCACAAAAAGCAACGAGAAAAUUCAAGGCUAUUUCCCGAGACUUACACAACUAGCAUCAUUGCUUCUGCUCCUCCUGGCUCCACUGACAAAAAAUAAAGGAUGUCUUCUCGAGAUUGGCACAGGAGAAGGCAAGUCCUGUAUCUUAGCCAUGUUUGCUACAAUUCUGGCCAUUCGUGGAACUAAAGUGGACAUUGUGACCAGCUCUCCAGUUCUUGCACGAAGAGACCAAGAAGAGUGGAAAAAAUUCUUUCAGAUGUUUGAUGUCACCUCGUCUGUGGUACCUCCACCUUUCUCAAGCUCCUAUUCACCAGAGAAACAAGAAGAACGUGUUAAAGAUGCUUACAGACAACAAAUAGUGUACGGCACAGUGGGAGUCUUUGCGGCAGACAUACUUAAACAGGAAUUUGAGAAGAGGACUACUCGUGAUACGAGGCCAUUUGAGCUUGUAAUAGUGGAUGAAGUGGACUACAUGACUUUGGACAAUGGAGUUCAAGUGACAUUCUUGUCUCAUGAAUCUAGUGGAUUUAGGCAUGUGGAGCAAGUGCUUUCCAACAUAUGGGCCAUGAUCUCUUCUUGUCAACCAAUUGAAAUGCUGGAAACAGGUGAGAUAAAGUGGGCCACGAGGAUUCAGUACUUUCAUAAAGCUGUAACAGCAGCCGUCAUGGGACUGGAAACAUCAGAGAACUUUUCAGCAAAUGAGAUCUUGAUUCCUGGAGCGACUUUGGGGUUCUUUACACAGGAGGAUAUUGAAAUGAUAGUUCAAGCUGAAAGCAAGAAAGAGAAAGAAAGUGAAGGUGAUGGGAAUGUGGGCGGAAUGUCCAAAGCGCUAUCUGAAGUCAUGAAGAAAAUUGGAGUUUCAGAACAGUACGAUCUUCUGAGCAUAUUUGAGGAGGUCUUGGAGAACAGUGCAGUUUUUCAGUGCUAUUGUUUAGAGAACAAGAAAGCCAAACGUUUUGAAGCUCAGGAAAAAAAGGGUGACAUUAAUGUUGAAAUGCUCCUGCUGGAAGAAGGACUGGCGUGCGAAAUCAUGUGUGAGGAAUCUCUCAUUGAUGCAACCGUAAGCACCAUAAAGUCCAUUAUCAGGUACUCAGAUAACCUCCAAAAGACUGAAGAGUCCAACAGCUUUGUCGUCAUCCCUGUUUUCUUAAAAAGCUACAUUGAGAAUCAGUUACCAGUGUUUGUCAGGAAUGCACUGAGGGCUGUUGAGAUGUCUCGGGGCCGAGAAUACAUGAUCGACACCUCACCGGCCGCUGAGCGGGAAGCUGCUGACAGUCUGGAGAGAUGCGAGUAUAACGCCAUCAUUCCAGUGGACUUCAAAGCGAGCGGUGUGCUGGAGAAAAACAAGAAGUGGGGUAAUGGUCUGCAACAGUUUUUGGAGUUCAAGCACCAGCUUGCGAUUUCCCCCAUAUCCAACGUGACAAACUACAUGUCAAACUUCCACUUCUUUAAACGGUACCUCAGGGGCAGUGGUAUAUUUGGUGUUUCAGGUACGUUAGGAGGUAAAGCAGAUCGUGACUUUCUGGAAAAACAUUAUGGAGCCAAGAGCUACAACAUACCUGCACAUCGCCAUAAACGGGUGGUGGAGCUUCCAGUCGUCCAGGUGAAAGGUGGAACUCAGCAAUGGAUCAAGACAAUUUGUGAAACUUCAUGGAAAGUAGCAGAGAGAGGACAAGUUGUCUUGGUGAUUUGUGAAGAUGUUAAAACGGCAGAUGAACUGCAUGAGAAAAUUCAAGGUGGAGGCCGAAUUAAAGCAGAACAGAUUACUCUGUACACAAUCAGCGAGAAGCACAACAUUGAAAAAGAGAAGUUCUCUAAAGGCAGAAUCAUCAUUGCUACAAAUCUCGGAGGACGGGGGACGGACAUAAAGGUUGAGGAGCUUGUAAAUAGGCAUGGUGGUCUUUUUGUUCUUCUUACUCACUUUCCACAAAACCGCAGAGUGGAGAAACAAAUAUUUGGUCGCACAUCUCGGAAAGGCAACCCCGGGAUGGUCCAGAUGGUGGUGAACUGUGAUCAUCUGGCACCUGCUUACCAAGGUCAGUCUGUGGAGAUCAUGCGACAGCUAAGAGAGGAUUAUGAAAUUAAACGAAUCAAAGACAUGGAAAGUGAUGAACUGGUUGAAAUAGACCUUAAAGAAAACCUGUUCUCCACAUUCUGCUCGCGGCUGAAGGACUUUGAUGGCCGUUUCUCUCACAGAGAAAAACUGGACCCCAUGCGACUGCAGCUCCAAAACAUUCCUGAUUGCUUUACACAGCAAGGGUCUAGAUUUGAUUAUCAGCCGGCCAUCAAUGCUCUGAAAGAAUCCUGGGCCUUGUGGUUGACCCUUCACGAGGAGCACAUCAAUAGGCAUGAUGACUUCAGUCAGCUCGAAGCAGACCUUAACAAGACGAUGAACGAAACAAGUGGAAAGCUGCUGAAGGGAGAAUGUGAUAAUUUCUAUGAUCACGUCAGACAGGCGAUUGUUAGAACUGACCUACACUGCAGAAACAAAACCAAGAGCGACUUUGGAGCUAAAUCCUACUGGCAAAAAGUUAUCAACUCUGACCCACACUACAAGGCUGUGGCUCUCUACAACCAGGCGUACAUCACCAUCAACCUGGGCCAGGGGGACUAUAAAGCAGAUGCCAUGAAGCUGCUGAAUGAGGCAAAGGAAUCCAUUGAUGCCUUCGUCUCAGAAGUCUCAAACACCAUGAUCUCGUGUAACUUAUCAGUGACGAGCAACACAGAUCAGAGUAAAGACUACAACAACUUUCAGAGACAAAUGGAGGCCAGAAUGAACAUCUUUCAUUCUUGGAGGACAUACAUCAACAAUGCGUUGAUUAAACUUAAAGAGCUGGAGAACAGCAAGAGUGAUGCCAUUACAGAGGACUGUUCAGUCUACACUCUGUCCGAAGAAAAGAAUUUCAUUGUCACGAACGAACUGAGAUCGUUAUAUGACUACGGCCUUGGUGUUGUUUUUGAGGUGAAAAAGAAGCCCAAGUUUUGUAUCGACGCUUUGAUAUGUUUCAUACUCGGCCUGGUACAGGUUCUCGCAGGGAUCUUGGUUUGUGCGUUCACAUUUGGAACUGCCAGCCAGUUUGGAAUGGGUCUGAUUUCAGAAGGAGUGUCUGAUAUGAUCAGUGGAAUUGAGGGGAUGAUAAAGGGAACGUUUGAUUGGGUGUCAUGGGCAAUAUCUAAGAGCAUCAGCAUCGGAAUGUCUUUGCUAACAGCUGGGUUUAGCAUUAUCAAGAAAGCAGUUACUACAGUGUUUAAAGUGACCAAAAGUAUCCUCAAUGGUACGAGGUCUUUCUCUUCCGUUGCCUCUGAAUUCAUCAAAUCAGGAAAGGCGAUGUUUACUUCAAUCAAAGGAAGUGUUAAGUCUGGUUUAUCAUCCAUCAGUAAGGAAUCUUUGAAGUCUGCACUGUCUUCUACAGCGGUCAGGCAGAACUUCAAACACGCGACCACAUUCGCGCUAAUGGAAGUCGGGAAACAGUCCGUGCUCAGUGGUAUGAACUAUGCAAUCGACAAAGCGCUUCAGGAAGUCUUUAAGAAGAUUUUACAAAGUGCUUUUGAGAAAGAGGUUACUCAAUCAGUGAAGCAAAACAGCCAACUGGACCAGACUCUUGUGGAGUUCAUCAGCUCAGUUGUUCCAAAAACUGCCUUGAAAAAAGAGAAUUUUAAGAUUGACCAGAGUUUGGAGAAGCAAAUUAAAAAAUCAGCUGAAAUGCUGUGUGAAGAGAUCGUUCCUCAACUCAUCCUGGACUGUACCACAGCAAGGGAGGUUAUCGAGAAGCUCUCUGAGGUGUGUGAAAAAGCCACUGAGCUCAUGAACAAAGCAAAACUGUCCGGUGUGGUGGAAACGGCAAAGCUCGCUCUGAAAGUAUCCGAAUACUCAACACGCCUUAUUCAAGUACUGGGCUCCAUACCAACGAAAGAGAUAAUAAACCAGAAAUUUGUUCCAGAAUUAGAGAAGAGCAUUGGUGAGCUUCAGAAAGACAAGUAUGACCAAGACGGACGACACAAUUUACCGGAUGUACAACGCCUUAAAGGAGAACUUCUACAGACUAUCGCUCAGAAGGUGUCUGAGCAGUUCAUCACCUCCUGUUCUGAACAUAUUUCGUCUUUAAUGACCAGCACCUUUAAGAGUCAGUUUAACACUGCUGCUGGAGAGGUGGUAGACAAGCUCAUGCGCAGACAUAAAACUCAGCAAUUCUUUGAUGACCAGAAGCAAAAACACAACAAGAAAUCAACCAGCCACAAGGAGGUGGAACAGCUCUCAGAAGAGGACAAGACCAAGCUGAAGAAGUACGCAGAAGAUAUGAGCAAAGCCGAUCAGCCCGCUUCAGCCCUCGAUGUGUAUGUACUCACAAAAAGUAACCUGCUUAAUGGGAAAGGAGUUCACCUCACCGUCAUGGAUGAAAAUGGAAAACAGCUCACUGAGGAACGCUACCCAGGAACCAACAAAUCAGCCGGUGAUAUAAAACUGAGAUUAACCAAACCUGCAGAAGCCUCGCAUCCAUCUCAAGCUGGUGCUCAGCUGUACAGCGGUCACUUUGCCGUUGUAGCAGAUGAUGGAAGGAUCGUCAAUGUCAGCUCGGAUCCUAAAAAUGCUCUUUAUCAAGCAGUAGCACAAGCAACAGGCAGCGUGACCGAAGACCCAAAGAAAGAAGCUCUGAUUCUCCGAGAGAAAGUGAAAUCCGAGAUCCAGACAAACCUUGAAUCAUACGCGCCCAUGCUGAAUCUCCAGAGAGGAUACGACGUCUCUAACAAAAACUCCGGGAAAUACAUUCUAACUGGAGGAAGUAGGAAGGAGCCAAACACUGCGCUGCAGGAAUACUCCCAGAGCAUUAACUUCAUCCGCAGUGACGAACGAAUCCUCAUCAGAAUUUAUCUUCUUGGAUUUGUUGGUCAAAGUAAAUGUGUUGUAAGUGCUCGGAAGUCCAGUAGAAACACCGGGACACUGAGCACAAGCCACAUUCCACCGAAGGACUCCAUCAGACAGGCACAGACCUUCAUGGAAACCUCGGACUCGGCAAACAACCAGCUGAAAAGUAAAAACCCGGGGCUUUAUAAACUGAUCAGCAGCAUAAAGACAGACAUUAGCGGACAGAACCUCAUAGCCAUGGAGGUUCUGGGUCUAGAUCACAGACGAGCUUUAACAACGGGCCCAAACACAAGCUCCCAGAAGGCCAGGAAACUUCUAGCAGAUACGAUGAUCAGUGGAGACGUAGAGCUUCUGCUGAAGCGCUGCAUGAUUCUCCAUCACCCCUUGACCUCAGAAAAGAUCAGAGACACUCUGGGUGAAAGCAUCCUGUCUCAGAGUCACGUUCUGUCUGCUGACGGUAUCCGAGGCUACUAUAAAGCAGGAUACCGAAACCUGGUGUUGGAGUACAGUCAUAUGGGAAUCCUGGAUCAGAACCAGCGUCAGCGUCUGGCUGAGUGGGUGAAUGAGGACCAGCAUGAGAACAUCAACACUUUGGAGUACAGGGAGAUUCUGCAGGGAUUAAAGUCACACAGCAGUGGGGGCCCAUGAGCAGGGUUAAUAAACAUCAUCAGCUGUUGAUGAUGAUGGUGAUGAUGAUGAUGAUGAUGGAGAUGAUGAUGGUGAUGAUGAUGAUGAUGGUGAUGAUGAUGGAGAUGAUGAUGGUGAUGAUGAUGAUGAUGGUGAUGAUGAUGGUGAUGAUGAUGAUGAUGGAGAUGAUGAUGGUGAUGAUGAUGAUGAUGGUGAUGAUGAUGGUGAUGAUGAUGAUGGAGAUGAUGAUGGUGAUGAUGAUGGUGAUGGUGAUGGCUACAGAAAGUAGGAAAUGAUUGAAGUGGUAUUCACUGCAUGAUAUUCUAUUGGUGGAUCAUUGUGCUAGUUUUAGAGCUUUGUAGAGUAGAACAGGACCAUGCUGAUGUCUCAGGCUUCUCUCUGAGAAUACUCUUCAUGAAAUUACUUUAAAACUGAUUACCGAACCUGUAAUCUGGUCAUUUUAUCAUAAUCUAUGGAAUGAGGGGAUUUUAUGAAAAUAAAAAACAUUACAUACAUUAAAAUUAAAAUGUUUUGUUAUUAAUCUAAAUGGUGCUGGUG
Molecule: messenger RNA, 7580 nt
Organism: Hemibagrus wyckioides
Lineage: Eukaryota; Metazoa; Chordata; Actinopteri; Siluriformes; Bagridae
Exons: 10
Coding region: 102-7043 (2313 amino acids)
Biological process (GO): protein targeting; protein import
Cellular component (GO): membrane
Molecular function (GO): ABC-type protein transporter activity; ATP binding
Source: RefSeq, a predicted model, not a curated record